Strongylus vulgaris is the source of this 257-nucleotide messenger RNA. The record is from the annotation of a GenBank genome assembly. Lineage: Eukaryota; Metazoa; Nematoda; Chromadorea; Rhabditida; Strongylidae.
AUGCGUUCACCGCCUACCGAAACAAGUAUUUUGAAAACAGAAAGAUUUAUUGCUUUACAGAUCGCAAUCGCCAAUAAUCUUCAUACCUGCAUUGAAUCCACAGAUAAGUACAUGCAGCAGGUCCGUCUGUCUAUGGAAAACGACGAGCAGCAAGAUGGUGUGGUUGCCGGGAGACGUGCUGUUGGCCGUCAGCAGAUCAUCGACAACAUUGAUAGAUUGAACGCGCGAUGGAGCAGUGCUGUAGGAGUUGCGUAAGU